This is a messenger RNA of Dreissena polymorpha, 1461 nucleotides long. RefSeq names its product polyunsaturated fatty acid lipoxygenase ALOX8-like. Gene Ontology annotation, molecular function: oxidoreductase activity, acting on single donors with incorporation of molecular oxygen, incorporation of two atoms of oxygen; metal ion binding. The transcript has 2 exons. Gene Ontology annotation, biological process: lipid oxidation. NCBI's taxonomy places the organism in Eukaryota, Metazoa, Mollusca, Bivalvia, Myida, Dreissenidae. The coding region runs from base 1 to 1461 and encodes 486 amino acids. The record is from RefSeq and is a predicted model, not a curated record.
AUGCAGCGUUUUGCUGGCACGCACAACACCGUUAUCAGGCUCUGUACGGAAAUACCAGAGAAACUUGGCUUAACACCGGCAAUGCUCAAACCUCUCAUAGAAAAUGAUACACUGGAGUCGGCGAUAAAGAAAAAGCGUCUUUUUAUAAUAGACCACUCAAUUCUACGGAAUUGUCCAACGAUCAAAGAGACUGUUGUUUGCUCUCCUAUAGCAUUGUUUUACCGACGGAAUGACAACAAAAUAGUUCCCAUCGCCAUUCAGCUGUUCCAAGACAAAGCCCACGAUAACCCAGUCUUUCUACCUUCCGAUCCCAAAUACACGUGGAUCCUUGCGAAAAUGUGGUUCAACAAUGCAGACACCUGCGUUCAUCAAGCAAACACCCAUCUUGGAUACACGCACAUCGUUAUGGAGGGAUUUGAAGUAUCCAUAAAUCGAAAUCUCUCCAAGGCACACCCGAUGUUUAAAAUAAUGGCACCGCACUUCAUGUAUCUGAUGACAAUCAACUAUCUUGCUUUAGAUAUCUUGCUCGGGGAAGGUCAAUUUAUGAACACAGUCGUUUCUGUGGGUACGGAAGGAGCCUACGAGUUGAUCAGGCGUUACCGAACCAAAUGGAGGCUCAACGUUGAAGGAACGCUCCCGGCGGACCUAAAAGAGCGAGGUGUAGACAGCACAGAUGUAGUUCCUGACUAUCCCUUUCGGGAUGAUUCGCUGCUGACGUACAACGCAAUCCUACAAUACGUAACAGACUACGUUCACCUCUACUAUCCAUCCGAUAAGGAGUUGAGUGAAGAUAAUGAGACACAGAACUGGCGGGCAGACCUGGAGAGACCAAUACAUGAUGGUGGCCUUGGUAUUCUUGGUGUUGAAGGGGUCGACGGGAGAUUUACAUCACGUGAACAACCGAUUCAAGUAGUCACGAGCAUUAUCUACACGUGUAGCGCGGGUCACGCGGCAGCGAACUUCAAGCAGUACGACGAAUACGCAUACCCUAUGAAUUACCCGUCAAUGCUUUGCGGAAAGCCACCUAGCGACAGAGGAAGCCGUUCCGAGGUUGACGUCAUACAAACCAUUCAACCCCGCUUGAAUCACUACCAAGUGAUGACGAUAUUGAAAGUCCUAAGUGAUCAUUCAUUCGGGAACCAACUGGUUGAUUUCGACCAACGGUACAUCUAUGACCCGAAAGCGAUGCAUAUUGUGAAGAAGUUUAGAGCCGAUCUGUGUAAGAUUCAUAGAAAAAUCCAAAAACGGAACAUGGAAAGAGAAAUCCCGUAUGAUUACAUGGAUCCACUUAUAUACAGACAAACAGAAAGAUGGUCGGUCAGCCAGCUGAUCAGCCAGUCAGCCAGCGACCAGCCAGUCAGCAAGCCAGUCAGCCAGAUAGCCAGCAAGCCAGCCAGCAAGCAAGCCAGCCAGCAAGCCAGCCAGCAAGCUAGCAAGCCAGCAAGCCAGCAAGCCAGCUAG